AUGUCGAAGAAAUUUAGCUCUAAAAACUCCCAAAGGUACGUGGUGGUACACAGACCCCAUGAUGAUCCUUCAUUUUAUGAUACAGAUGCCUCUGCGCACGUUUUGGUUCCUGUCUCCAAUCCAAAUAAAACUUCUCCAGAAGCAGAUCUUCGAAAAAAAGACGUGAGUUCAACAAAACCAAAGGGUAGGAGGGCUCAUGUGGGAGAAGCAGCUUUAUAUGGUAUUAAUUUUGAUGAUUCUGAAUACGAUUAUACUCAACAUUUGAAGCCAAUAGGUCUCGACCCUGAAAACUCCAUCUUUAUAGCAUCCAAAGGCAAUGAACAGAAGGUCGAAAAAAAAAACAUUGAAGAUUUAUUCAUCGAACCUAAGUAUAGACGUGAUGAAAUUGAGAAGGAUGACGCGCUACCUGUGUUUCAAAGAGGGAUGGCAAAGCCAGAAUAUUUACUACACCAACAAGAUACCACCGAUGAAAUUAGAGGUUUCAAACCUGAUAUGAAUCCUGCAUUAAGAGAGGUGCUUGAAGCUUUAGAAGAUGAAGCAUAUGUUGUUAAUGAUGAUGUUGUGGUUGAAGACAUCAGCAAAAAGACACAACUUCAAGGCGAUAACUAUGGAGAAGAAGAAAAGGAAGAUGACAUUUUCGCACAAUUACUAGGGAGCGGUGAAGCAAAAGAUGAAGACGAAUUCGAGGAUGAGUUUGAUGAGUGGGAUAUUGAUAAUGUAGAAAAUUUUGAAGAUGAAAACUACGUUAAGGAAAUGGCGCAAUUUGAUAACAUCGAAAACCUGGAGGACUUGGAAAAUAUCGAUUAUCAAGCUGAUGUUCGAAGAUUUCAAAAAGAUAACUCUAUACUAGAAAAGCAUAACUCGGAUGAUGAAUUUUCUAAUGCAGGUUUAGACAGUGUAAAUCCCUCUGAAGAGGAAGAUGUGCUGGGCGAAUUGCCCUCUAUCCAAGACAAAAGCAAGACGGGGAAGAAGAAAAGAAAGAGCCGUCAAAAAAAGGGUGCCAUGUCAGAUGUAUCUGGAUUUUCCAUGAGUUCAAGUGCCAUUGCGCGUACAGAGACGAUGACAGUACUGGAUGAUCAGUACGAUCAAAUCAUCAAUGGUUACGAAAAUUAUGAGGAAGAACUAGAAGAGGACGAAGAACAAAAUUACCAACCAUUUGACAUGUCAGCAGAAAGAUCUGAUUUUGAGUCAAUGCUUGAUGACUUUUUGGACAAUUACGAACUGGAGAGUGGUGGCCGUAAACUGGCUAAGAAAGAUAAAGAAAUUGAAAGGCUGAAGGAAGCUGCUGAUGAAGUAAGCAAAGGUAAACUGUCUCAGAGAAGAAAUCGUGAAAGGCAAGAGAAAAAGAAACUUGAGAAGGUCACCAAUACACUAAGCAGCUUAAAAUUUUAG
Saccharomyces cerevisiae S288C is the source of this 1392-nucleotide messenger RNA. RefSeq names its product ribosome biogenesis protein LTV1 (gene LTV1). NCBI's taxonomy places the organism in Eukaryota, Fungi, Ascomycota, Saccharomycetes, Saccharomycetales, Saccharomycetaceae. The transcript has a single exon. The coding region runs from base 1 to 1392 and encodes 463 amino acids. The record is from RefSeq and is marked reviewed. Gene Ontology annotation, biological process: ribosomal small subunit biogenesis. Gene Ontology annotation, cellular component: cytoplasm; nucleus.